This is a messenger RNA of Fusarium keratoplasticum, 2121 nucleotides long. RefSeq names its product HET domain-containing protein. The coding region runs from base 1 to 2121 and encodes 706 amino acids. NCBI's taxonomy places the organism in Eukaryota, Fungi, Ascomycota, Sordariomycetes, Hypocreales, Nectriaceae. The transcript has a single exon. The record is from RefSeq and is a predicted model, not a curated record.
AUGGACCGAUCCUCACCACAGGAGAGAGAGCUGCUGGACAAGCUCGAGGGGCAAAACUUGACCCUGGGCAUGGACGGCUACGAACGACCCCGCGCCAUCAAAUACAAGGAUUUGUAUGCCUUCUUCCGACCCGUUAUCGACGGGGACGCUUCCAGUGCCUUCUCUUCCUCAUCUGAAAUAUCUCUUCAAGGGGAGUGGGACAGGGACACGAACUGCGAAGCAGAUUGUUGGCUCAAGGCCAAAGAAGUCAAGGCCUUCCUCGCAAAGGACUCACUCGCAAGGCCCCGUUCGGAACCCUUGCAUGAGGCUGCAUCCGGAGCAGAAGCAGCUGCGAAGCUGUACACGCCACUGAGUCCUGGGUGGAUUCGGGUUGUCGUGCUCGAUCCAGGAGAGGGGGACACGCCACUGCAGUGCACUCUUUUACCCGAAUUACUAUUUGAUCCAUCCCGAGGCAAAAGAAGGCCUGGUGAUGUGAGAGAUGCACGGUUGAUCAAAUGGACUCACUACGAAGCCGUCUCGUACCACUGGGGAUCGCCUAUCCUCUCGCGCAUAGUUCUCUGUCGCGAGGCUAGACUUUCGGAAACAGGCGAGGCUUACGAAACUCCCGAAGUGGCCAUGCCCGUCACGGCCAGUCUGUUCGAGGCGCUACGAUGCCUCAGACUAAAGGACAGACCCCGUCUACUCUGGAUCGAUGGCCUGUGUAUCAACCAGUACGACACCGCAGAGAAGAAUCGCCAAGUCAAGAAAAUGUUCGAGAUUUACAGAUUGUCUCGAAGAGUCGUCGUCCAUUUAGGGGCGACCACGAAAGGCACACAUUUAGGAAUGGUGUUCCUAGAUUAUGUGAACAGCGAGGAAAUCCGCGAGCUGACACUCCAUCGGGUUCAUGAGCCUGAGUGUAUCGAAACGCUACGUGUCGUGUACGCAGGUCUCCAUGAGCUUCUUUGUCGGCCUUGGUUUGAGAGAUCUUGGAUAAGACAAGAGAUUAUCGGCACUAGAGGCUCCAUUGUCUGCUGUGGCACCAAGACCAUCAGAUGGACCUCCUUCAAGCGAGGAUAUAGAAGGCUGCGGUCACUCGAGGCAAUUCUGGAAAGCCACCUUGGGGCUGACUUCAAAAAGCCUGCGCUCCUGCAACCCCGAAUACGGAUCUUGAAGGGGCUGAAGAGGAGCUGGUCGGCUGGCGAGCCCAUGAUGCACGCAAUGGUGCCAUCACACAGCAUCUACAGCAGCAUAGCCGGUGGAAUACUUGAACUGCUUGUCGUAAGCAAAUUUUCGGAGGCGUCUGAUCCCAGAGACAAAGUUUACUCGCUUCUUGGGUUGGCACGCCCAAUAAGACGAGCAGAAGGGACAUCGCAUGGCCCAGAACGAGACUCGUCGGGAUCCAGCACAACGCCGGCGCUGGAUCUACUCUCCUUUGAGGUCGACUACUCCAAGAGCCUUACCGCAGUUUAUCAGUAUCUAGUAAAGUUUGUCAUCAACGGCACAAAAACCUUGGACAUCCUCGCCCUGAUCAGGAGGCCCUACGAGCAACCACGCCCGUAUCAGUUCGCAUCUUGGGUUCCCGACUGGCAGUCUUGCACACCGAACAGCAUAGUCAGUAUUACAGAUUCCUUGGUGCUCAUUCACCAGCGUCUACCGGCAGAUUUCCUCACGUCACAGCAGUCCUACGAAGAAGACGACAUCCUCCGCAUUUCUGGGUGGCACGUUGCGAGCGUGAUGUUGCUGACUGGCUACACCGCGUCCUUUGAAGAAAUGAACAGAAUAGACAGAGACUUGCCCCACGACUUUAACCUCGAGGAAAUUCACCGGGUUCUCGACGAAAUGAGCUUUCAAGAUUGGUCCCCGACGGAUACUUGGCGCUGCUGUCUUCUCGAUCCUGGACGCAUCGCGCUUGUCCCUUCUGCGGCUGAUGUAGGGGAUUCUGUCUUUAUAGUCAAGGGAUCCCGGUUUCCACUUCUCAUGAGGCCGGUAUAUGGGUUCUAUGACCAGAAAGGAGCUACAGCAUCUGAAAUUAGAUGGGAAUACGUGGGAGUUUGUCUCAUGUGGCGCUUCUCCAUGGCGGGUGCCGUUGAAACCUCGGAGUUGUUUUCCACUGCAUCCCCGAUGGAACUGGUAGUCGUUUAA